Nothobranchius furzeri (turquoise killifish) is the source of this 3087-nucleotide messenger RNA. RefSeq names its product translocase of outer mitochondrial membrane 70 homolog A (S. cerevisiae) (gene tomm70). NCBI's taxonomy places the organism in Eukaryota, Metazoa, Chordata, Actinopteri, Cyprinodontiformes, Nothobranchiidae. The record is from RefSeq and is a predicted model, not a curated record. Gene Ontology annotation, biological process: protein insertion into mitochondrial inner membrane; protein import into mitochondrial matrix. Gene Ontology annotation, molecular function: transmembrane protein transporter activity; protein binding. Gene Ontology annotation, cellular component: mitochondrial outer membrane.
GACGGCAGUUCAUGACGUAGCGGUUGUGGUUCUGGUAAGCUAAUUCUUGCUAAGGUAGGUGGAGAUCAUGGCAGCUUCGAAGCCAGUGGAGCCCCAGUCUGCGACUGGACUACCCCGCUGGCAGCUGGCGCUGUUGGUGGGGACCCCCAUCGUGCUAGGUGUUGGAGCAGUUUAUUUGUGGAAUCGAAGCAGGAGGAAGGGAAUGAAAGGGACCGGUGAGCGGAAAACACCAGAAGGCAGCGCCAGUCCCGUGCAGGGCCAAGACGGAGCCAACAGGGAGGAGGAGAAGAACAUGAGCCCUUUGGAUCAUGCUCAAUCAUCAAAGAACAAGGGGAAUAAAUACUUUAAGGCCGGCAAGUACGAAAAGGCAAUCCAGUGCUACACCGAGGCCAUAGGUCUGUGCCCCGGGGACCAGAAGGCUGAUUUAUCAACGUUUUACCAGAACAGAGCAGCAGCCUUCGAACAGCAGUUGAAGUGGACCGAAGUGGUGCAGGACUGCUCCCAGGCGGUCGAGCUGAACCCACGCUACAUCAAGGCUCUGUUCAGAAGAGCCAAAGCUCUCGAAAAGCUGGACAACAAGAAAGAGUGCCUGGAAGACGUCACAGCCGUGUGUAUUCUCGAGGCUUUCCAGAAUCAGCAGAGCAUGCUGCUGGCAGACAAGGUGCUGAAGCAGCUGGGGAAAGAGAAGGCCAAAGAAAAAUACAAGAACCGUGAGCCAAUGAUGCCUUCUCCUCAGUUCAUUAAGUCGUAUUUCAGCUCGUUCACUGAUGACAUCAUCUCCCAGCCCCUGCAGAAGGGUGAAAAGAAAGAUGAAGACAAGGAUAAGGAGGGUGAAGCAGCUGAAAUCACAGAGAGCGCCGGCUACCUGAAGGCCAAGCAGUACAUGGAGGAGGAGAACUAUGACAAAAUCAUCAGUGAGUGCACCAAGGAGAUCGAGUCAGGAGGCCGGUACACGGCAGAGGCCCUGCUGCUGCGAGCCACGUUCUACCUGCUGAUCGGUAACGCUACUGCUGCUCAGCCGGACCUGGACCAGGUCAUCAACAUGAAAGAUGCAAAUGUGAAGCUCCGAGCCAACGCGUUGAUCAAGCGUGGGAGCAUGUACAUGCAGCAGCAGCAGCCCCUGCACUCCACACAGGACUUUAAUACAGCGGCUGAGAUUGACACACAAAACCCUGAUGUGUACCACCACAGGGGUCAGCUGAAGAUCCUGCUGGAUCAGGUGGACGAAGCAGUGGGAGACUUUGAUGAGUGCAUCCGGCUCAGACCCGACUCUGCCCUGGCUCAGGCACAGAAGUGCUUUGCCCUUUACAGACAAGCAUACACUGGAAACAACCUAUCACAGGUCGAGAAAGCCAUGGACGGCUUUGAGGACGUCAUCCGACGGUUUCCAAAAUGUGCAGAGGGCUAUGCUCUUUAUGCCCAGGCUUUGACUGACCAGCAGCAGUUUGGAAAAGCUGAUGAAAUGUAUGACAAGUGUAUUGAACUGGAACCAGACAAUGCUACGACAUAUGUACACAAAGGGUUGUUACAGCUUCAGUGGAAACAAGACCUGGACCUGGGUCUCGAGCUCAUCAGUAAAGCCAUCGAGAUUGACAACAAAUGUGACUUUGCUUAUGAAACCAUGGGAACCAUUGAAGUUCAGAGGGGAAAUCUGGACAAGGCAAUCGAAAUGUUCAACAAAGCUAUUAACCUGGCCAAGUCGGAGAUGGAGAUGGCCCAUUUAUACUCAUUAUGUGACGCGGCGUACGCCCAAACAGAAGUGGCCAAGAAGUACGGCCUGAAACCUCCCACACUGUAACCUCUCUGCCAAUCGAUUGUCAGUUGUUUUUUUUAGCUGAAAGUAACCGUGCUAAACUGUCUGACUUUAAUCGUUUUGUUCUGAAAAUACUGAAUGCUACGAGGAAAAACCCUGGUAUAAGUAUUGUAUUGAAUUCUCAGCAAACGGGUUUGUUUUGCUAAAUGAGUUGAGUCCACAGUUCAGGUCUGGAUGGGAAGUUCACGUCUGGCUCCGCUACUUAAAUGUCAAAACUUUUUAUUACUCAGAAAUUCAACGAGGUGAAGGAAAAAUUCUGAAUGGCCAAAAUGAAAGUUUAUUUAAUCCUAUGCAGGUAUCUGUAACAUUGAAAUCCACAGAAAAUACUGUAAGAACUUCAUAUAAAGUUCUGAUGGACUGAUGGUUCAUGCUGGUUUGAAAGUGUUUUUUUUUUUUCGCACCAGAUUCUUUAUUGUACUUUUCAUGAAAGCAAAAUAAAACAUAGUCAGCUGUUAGAUGUCUGUAUUUGAUGCUGGAAUGGAUCCUGGCCCACAGACGGGCCUGUUUACUCCUUUUUAAUCGAUGGGUUUGCCUGGUCUUCUGUUUUCUUUUAACAGCAUGCUCACUUAUUAAAUGUAAAUGCAAUGCUCGAGAUGUCUUGAACACUAGUAAAAUUCUACAUGAGACCUUGCACAAAAAUGUUUUGGAUUAGAAGACAUCAGCCACCUGUUCCUAUUUUUAUGUUAUUUUUGAGCUCUAAUGUCUGGAGGCAUCACCCGGGAUUGGGUGUUUGAAUGAUUUGGGUUUUUGAAACAAGAUUUAAUUUAAUUAUUUUUUUUUUUUACUGUGAAGUAUUUUUUCCUUUUAUAUGUUAAGUUCUAGCUUUUAAGGUCUUAAGACAUCACAACAUUUUAGUUUUCUGUUUUUCAUAUUCUAAACCCGCCUCACGGUCCAAGGCCUGCAUCUGUCCCUGGUGACUUGUGAAUGAUUAGGUUCUGGGGUUGCGUUCAAACAUGAUUAACAAAAACGACCAUCACAGCUAAAGACCCAGGAUGUUUGUUAGUUUUUUGUUUGUUUGUUUGUUUUACAGCUUUGAAGGAGCUGCUUCAGUUCUUAAAGCAGUUCAGCAACUGUUUUUUUAUUUUUUGUUCUUUUUUUUUAUUAAAACCAAACCACGCAUUCCUGCUGCUGUCUGACAGGAAGACUGCUCAAACUCAAACUAAACCUUCACACCCUAAACAAAAGCUGUUUGACAGUAACAUUGUUCAUCAACGAUGUGUAUGGUGACCAAAGUUGCAUAUAUUGUGAAUCCUAAUAAAGUUAUAAUUCUUGGA